AUGCUGGGGCGAGGAGGAAGAGCGCACCCGCCCUCCCGCUUCCGCUUCCGGCCCAGCCCCCGCCUCCUCGGCCCCGCCUCCUCCGGGGCGGGGCGGGUGACGUCAGCGAGCGGCGGCGGGGACGGCCCCUCGGCGCAGGGCCUUGCGGGUGGUGGCGGCGGCGGAUGGAGGAGGCGGCGGGGCCCAGCAGCAGCAGCAGGUGAGGAGGCGGGAGGGCGCCCCGGGGAGGCCCCGGCGGGGCGGGUGGGCCUGCUGGACCUUCCGUGGGAGGACGUGCUGGUGCCGCUGGUGCUGCCCCGCCUGCCGCUGCCCCUCCUCCUCCGCGCCCAGAGGGUCAGCCGCGCCUUCCGCACCCUCGUCCGCCUCCACCUCGCCGCCCUCCGCACCUUCCGCGCCAGCCAGGCUGGACCUCACCUUCCCAAGGCCGCCUUCUGCGUCCUGCUCAAAGACAAUGAGGUGCUGCAGCAGCUGGCCCUUCAGGACUGCUCGGCCUGGCUCUCGGACACGGAGCUCCUGCCCGUCCUCAGCCAGAACCAUCACCUGCAGCACAUCGAGCUGAGCGGCUGCGCCCAGCUGAGCCGGCAGACCCUGGUGGCCAUUUCCCUGAGCUGCCCCCGCUUGCGCCACCUCGCCCUGGCCCACUGCGAGUGGGUGGACAGCCUCUCCCUGCGCAGCCUGGCUGACCACUGCAAGGAGCUGGAGGCCUUGGACCUCACAGCCUGCCGGCAGCUGAAGGACGACGCCAUCUGCUACCUCGCCCAGAGGUGCCCCGGGCUGAAGUCUCUCUCCCUGGCCGUCAAUGCCAACGUGGGCGAUGCGGCCGUGGAGGAGGUCGCCAAAGGCUGUCCGGGGCUGGAGCAGCUGGACCUCACUGGCUGCCUGCGGGUGAAGAACGACUCCAUCAGGACCUUGGCUGAAUACUGCCCGAAGCUGAAGGCCUUGAAGGUGAAGCACUGCCAUGACGUGGUGGAGUCCAGCCUGAGCGUCCUGCGCAGCCGAGGGGUGGAGCUGGACGUGGAGGCCCCGAUGCAGCUGGCUGUGGUGCUCCUGCAGGGUGUGGUGGGCUAUGCCCCAUUCAUCAACCUCCAGAUCUAGCAGGAGGGACUU
Molecule: messenger RNA, 1107 nt
Organism: Heteronotia binoei (common prickly gecko)
Lineage: Eukaryota; Metazoa; Chordata; Lepidosauria; Squamata; Gekkonidae
Gene: FBXL15
Product: F-box and leucine rich repeat protein 15
Exons: 4
Coding region: 1-1095 (364 amino acids)
Biological process (GO): SCF-dependent proteasomal ubiquitin-dependent protein catabolic process
Cellular component (GO): SCF ubiquitin ligase complex
Source: RefSeq, a predicted model, not a curated record